CAGUGUCAAAAAUAUCACGAGGGUGUGGGAUGUAGGUACACGCGCGACUUUUGACUUUAAUAUAAUUCGAUGAAUAUUAUAUUUUAAAAUUAUUAAAAAAUAAAUAAAACAAAUUAAAUUAUACUUUUAUUGAAGAUAUAUUUAUUCAAAUAGCUGUGACAGGGAAUUGUGUUUUCGAACAUACAAUCAAUUAUAACCUUGGUCAGUGUCAUCAUAGAUUGUGUAAUAAAUAAAAUUACAAGUGAUUUUUUGUUCCUCCGCAAAAAAAUACUAAAGGUUCUACCAUGGUUGUACAAUGUUAUUAUAUUACUGAUGCUUAGUCAUCGUGUGGGUUUUUUAAGGAGGUACACCAUGCUAUAAAACCUAAAAAUGUUCAACAGAAGUUUAAUAAACUAUAAAUUCCCUUAUAAAAUAUUAUAUCUCACAAAAUAUGAUCAUAAUUUAAAGAGACAAUUGAAAACUGUGGCAAAAUGUCCAUUAACUUCAUACCAAAGACUAGAUUAUAGAGUACAUUCCACACAGAGUGAUUCCCAUAGACAAAAAGUGGUUAUAGAGACAACUGUUCCUAAAAUUCUUGUAGAUAAAAAGAAAUUUAAUUUAUGGGAGUCUGUUGAACCAUAUAUAAAACUUGCAAGAUGGGAUAAACCUAUUGGUGUGUACCUCCUGUACUGGCCGUGCACAUGGUCGAUAGCCCUGGGCUCGCUGGCGGGCACGGCGCCGCUGCACACGACCAUACACACCGCGGUGCUGUUCCUGGCGGGCGCGGGGCUCAUGCGCGGCGCGGGGUGCACCAUCAACGAUCUCUGGGACAGGGAUAUCGACGCGCAGGUGGAGCGCACAAAAGACCGGCCGCUGGUGUCGGGCGCCGUGACCCCGCGGCGGGCCGUAUGCUUCCUCGCCGCGCAGCUCACGCUCGCUCUGGGGGUGCUGCUGCAGCUCAACUGUUACAGUGUUGUGUUGGGAGCGAGUAGUGUGUUCCUAGUCGUGACGUAUCCCCUAGCGAAACGCUUCACAAACUACCCGCAACUAUUCCUAGGGGCCACCUUCAAUUGGGGCGCCCUUCUCGGGUACUCCGCCUUGCAGGGCACGCUGGACCCCGCAGUGUGUCUACCGCUUUACGCUGCUGCGUUGGCUUGGACCGUUAUAUAUGAUACUAUAUAUGCACAUCAAGACAAAUUAGACGACGCACGUAUAGGAAUGAAGUCCACCGCGCUAACAUUCGGCGCUCACACCAAGCCGGUGUUGAGUGUGUGUCUGUUUGGUUCCGUGUCCGCUUUGACUGCGACCGGAGUGGCAGCGGACAUGGGUCCCGCUUAUUAUGUAGCUUUAGCACUGUAUGGAGGACACGUGGGGAGACAGAUUUACACGUUGGACGUGGACAACCCCAAUGACUGCGCCAAUAAAUUUAAGUCCAAUUCUCUGGUCGGGCUCAUCAUAUUGCUGGGUAUAUUAGGGGGCGGGUACUCGCAGUACACGGAGAAUAGAAAACGACAUAUGGGAAAAGAAAAUUUAGACGUCAUUAAAAGCUGUGUGUUUAGCUAACACAUCGAUAUAGCAUAUGAGAAAAAUUCUUGGUGAUUCAAAUUUAUACAAAGUUAUCGAAAUCCUAACUGAUAUUAUAAAUGUGAAAGUAUGUUUGUUACCUCUUCACGCUCUAUCUACUCAACCGAUCUUCUUGAAAUUUUGAUGUACAUGUAGUUUGAAGUGUGGAGAAGGAUAUAGGACAUUUCAUCCUGGAAAUUGAGCUGUUCCCGUGAGAAAUUAACGCAGGCGAAGCCGCGGGUAAAAGCUAGUACGCUGUAACUUGCCGUGGAUUCCGAUUUACGACCUAUGGGUAAAAUUAACAUUAUGUUAUUUCCAGUAGUUAAUAUAGUAGCCGUAUAAUUAUACCAACUUUUGAACUAUGCUGCAUUGACACCAAGCGAUAGGCAUUCUAUCUCGAAAAUGGAACCUCAGAAACACUAUCCACCGAAAGCACGUUUCACGUUUAAAGUUGAUGUUCUUACCUAACCGAAUUGUGUCAAGCAGAAUGAAUUUAUUAUGAUGGCUUUUGGGCAUAAAAGAAAGAACAGGAGUUCGGUUUAAGUAGAUUUAUUUUGGAACACAACGUAACACACCGUAAUCAUGGAGUAAACAAGAGAGAGAGAGAGAGAGAGAUAUUUAUUGACUUGACAUAUAUAUGACAGACGUUGACAGUGACAGCUGGACUAAUUAUGUGUUUAUACAUUCCAACAGAUUAUUAUAAUUCGAACUUAGAUUUUGAAAAACCAAAAUAUAUUUUGUGCUUUCGGUGAACUGUAGGCACCCCAUCUAUCUCCACUCUGGCUGGCUCGGAUUAUGUCCAGCAAAUUCAACUUCAACAUUAUUUAUCAAAUUUAGGAUGAUAAUAACUUAUUGGCGUCAAAAACUAAAUCUAUCGCAGACUUCCAAAGCGCAGGUGACGCGUCGUAACAAACUUCACCGCAGCCUUUUCUCCAAACACGUCAAUUGACAAUUGUGGGUCCUAUAAGCUAGGUCAUACGGCCAGAAGCUUUAGCUCGCUUGGUGUAAAUCAUCCUUAAAUUAGAAUGACGAGUGUACAAAAAAUAAGUGAGAAUUUAAAUUUGUGUGUAAAAUUAGUUAUUAUUUUAGUAUAUGGAAAUGUGGAGUCUUGAGUUUUGUUUUACUUUAAAAUAAUUGAUUUAUCUUUUACAUCAUGUACAGUUGACAAAAAUUACCCGAAGACAUUGUAGUUUUGUAUAAGUUUCUCUGUGUUUCUCGCUACUAUAAUCAAAACAUUUGAUUGAGAAACACCUCAUCGAUUAUUACAUAGUUGAUGAGAAACUUAAAAUUAUCUAAAUAUAUAUAAAUAUAUAUUUUUUUAUUAAUUUCUCCAUAAUGUUACUGAAAAAAAAAAGAUUUGAGAGCACAUUUGAGAAAAAAAAUAUUGCGUUGAUAUUUUAUGUUUGUGUGUUCCUUUAGUUAGUGACUUUGUGUUAUCCUGGAUAACGAUAAUAAUCAAUGUUUUUAACAACGUAUUAAACCGUUUGUUAUUUUGUCUAUGAUAAGUUACGAUUUUCGUAAACAUUGUAGAUAUUUACAUUUACAUUUUAAAUCGAGAUAUAUCGAUGUAAAACUAUUUUUUUUCUAUUGAUUUUCUGCAAUAUUUUAUUUUAAUUUCUAAAUUAUAGGUUUUUUUUUGUUGCGUGUGAAACCUGCCCAAAUAAUUAAAUUCUUAAUUAAUCAGUUAAUCAUUGCUUUUAACCACUGAGCUAUCGAGACAUGCCAGUUCGGCUGAAUCAAUGCAUCUCUUUACGUCUUACACUGUCACUGUCCCGGAUAGACAGGGGCGCGGGUUCAAUUCCCGCUCGAUUCCAGAUUUUUUUAAUAUCAUUAUUAUUUACAAAAAUAAGUAAAAAAACAUGUGUGACAUGUAUAACAAACCCAUUUAAAUCAAUCACUUGUUUAAAUUUAUGGUCAGUUAUUUAAGAGUUAGUUCAAGUGAUGGCUGUGUUAAUAAUGAUAUUGACAAUUGUCCUACUUACAAUAAAUCAAGUUUGUUUAUAAGUUGUUUAGAUUUCUAUGAAAUACGAACCCCUCGACCGCACGGGCGUUUAAAAUAUCCUUAUUGGCGCAUUUUUAGCCCUUUUGACAUAAAUGACAUACUGUCCACAACACAGCACUCAAAAUCGAUGACAAAUAUAAAAAAACGUUCUGUGAAUGGGUAAGACUGUCCAUAAAGACCACAAAAUAAAUGUAGGCACUGUGGCCUCUUGGCUGGCAACAUGUUUAUCAAACUUGACCAUUCGAUUUGGUAUUGCAAUGGCAAAAAAUAAUAAUUAAAUACCCGUUUUCAACUAUUUAUAGACUGUAUGUAUACAUCGUAUGUUUUGUUCCAAGGUUUUUUUAACGCGCGUAUAAAAUGCGCUCGUGCGAACAGGGGUUUAUAUGUGGGCCAUGGGUAGUUCGCAGAGCGUUUGACCGCUGCAGUCGCACUGUCAUUACAAUUUUUCAAAUUUUAACAAAGACAAGAAUGAGUUUUUGACUUUACAUCAAUUACUCUGUACUGUAGUAAUGUCAAUUUUAUGAAUGAUUGAUUUUGGAAAUGACUCCUUAAGAAAAUUGACGGAUUGUAAAGACCGCGCGGCCGCAGCGGUCGAAACGCUCUGCGAACCACCCUCAUAAGUUCAAUAAAGGGUGUUACAUGAUGGCUAAUGGUGCAUGUGAAUAUGGAAUAUGAUUUUCUUUAGUUUUUAUUUGUUUGGUCCUAAUUUAUGAUGUUAAAUAAUUGUUAACAUAAUGUACAGUAUGUAUGGAACAAUAAAAAUAUUCUUGGAAUAUUUUAAAACAUU
Molecule: messenger RNA, 4331 nt
Organism: Plodia interpunctella (Indianmeal moth)
Lineage: Eukaryota; Metazoa; Arthropoda; Insecta; Lepidoptera; Pyralidae
Gene: Coq2
Product: Coenzyme Q biosynthesis protein 2
Exons: 7
Coding region: 370-1542 (390 amino acids)
Biological process (GO): ubiquinone biosynthetic process
Cellular component (GO): mitochondrial inner membrane
Molecular function (GO): prenyltransferase activity
Source: RefSeq, a predicted model, not a curated record